Molecule: messenger RNA, 2879 nt
Organism: Topomyia yanbarensis
Lineage: Eukaryota; Metazoa; Arthropoda; Insecta; Diptera; Culicidae
Product: dynein regulatory complex protein 11
Exons: 4
Coding region: 1-2844 (947 amino acids)
Molecular function (GO): ATP hydrolysis activity; ATP binding
Source: RefSeq, a predicted model, not a curated record
AUGGGCGAAGAAACGAUCGCCAAGUUUUGGCUUGCUACCAAAGCAGAACUACAGGAUGUUCUACUCCAUGAACGGCUUAUCCAACACUUCAAACCAACGCAAAACACACAACUCGUGCACGAAACUUUAUCCGAGUUAUACUGCCGCUAUGUUCAUCUAUGUCGGAUGUUGGACCGGUGCUACGAUCAAACGCUGCAAGUUCAAAAACGGGAGGUUAUCAAAAUUCUCACUGAAUCUUCCAAUCGACGUCUUUUGGAGUUACAGCAAAAGAUCAAACAGAUGGAAUUGAGUGAGUUUACCUACAUAGAUGGAGCCCUUCGAGAGUUGCACUUGAUUCCAGAAGAUGUACAAAUCUUGCGUCCUUGUUACUUUCCGCUGGACCGAACAGCGGAGUUACAAACAUUAAUAUCGAAUCGAAAUCUGGAACCAGUAACUAGUAGUUCUAGUGGUGAUGAAUGGUCGAGUUCGGAAAGUGAAGUAGAAGAACCGCAACCAGACCCAAGACGUCCAUUCAUACGGAGAGAUCGUGCCAAGGAAAAGCGAAUUGCAGCCUUGAAUUUAAUUCUUGCUCACGAAAAAGCACGUCGAGCUAGAAUACUGCUAUUGAAUUUCAGAAUUCAUCCAAAACUAUUUUAUCCGAAACCAAGAGAGGAUUCAAUUCUAGAUUUUCACUACGAAUUCUACCAUCAUCCGGACCAGAUCAUGCUGAUUCCUGUUAAAAGAACCGUGUUCACUUGGGAUUAUCGACUGAAGAAGAAAAAUGUUGUGGAUUUUCCAUAUUACGGACCACCAGGUUGGAUCGAAGAGAUUACAGAGGAAGUUAAACCAAAGAUAGAACUGCAGAAAAACGUAGAAGAAAUAAAAAUCGAAGAGAUAAUAGAGGAAGACAACACUGAGGAAUUAGUGGAGAAUAUGCUACACACACGAGCCGCUAGAAAAAUCCAACGAUAUUGGACGCGUUACAAGGAAAGAAAACAACUAUUAAGAGAACGUUACCGAAAGUCGCUCUUUCUAGGAAUGAUUGACGAAAUGGAACGCGGCCCGGAUCUCGACUCAAGAAUCGAGCAAGCAAAAAUGGACCGACGAAAGCGUAAGCUAGAGUUUGAUGAAUCUUUUAUUCGAGCGAUCGAAGACGAGAAAACUAGGAUUUUGCAACAGCGUGGACCAUGGAUUAUGGAGGACAUAUCCGAUCACAUUCGAGCAUGGUUCAAAGACUUUUACGAUUUCGCGCAUGCUUUCGAUCGGUAUCCAGAGGCAUGGGAAGGUGGAACACUUCUAGUUGUAAGAGGCGAAACGUUAACACCUGAUGAGUAUAUGGAGGCUGAACGAAAAAAAGCUAUAGAAAAAAAGAAGUCUAAAGACCAAAAAAUCAAGGAGGCCGAAGCUAGAAAAAAGGCAAAAGAACGAGAAAAGGCAAAACUAAAGGAGGCAAAAGAACGAUUGAAGGAGAAAAAACGCGAAGAGAAAAGAAAAGAAAAAGAACAGGGAAAGACUUACGAUUUUAGUAAACCGGAUUUUGCUACUAAUGCUUUGCUAACAAUGGAUGAAACGAUAGUUCGCUAUGAAAAAGACUGGUACUUUGUGGAUGAAUUGGAGAACAAAGACGAAUUACCAAUCAUGGAGUGGAUUACCCUUGAUAAGUUUGCAGAAGUUCAUCAGGAGUUACGCCCAUUGGUUGACGAAGUGCUUCGUGGUGAACGAGAACUGCUUCAGAAAGCACUUUGCAAGGAUACAAAGAAAAAAUACAAAGCACCUAAACCUAAAAAACAGAAGAAGAAGAGAGGUAAAGGGAAAGGAAAAGGCAAAAAGAAGAAGCAACUUCUCGAUCUGACGGCUGACAGGACGAUCGAUUCACUGUACGAAGAGCUGGUAGAUAUGAACAUCGUUCGAACGUACAAAAAAAGAAAAAUUGAUGAUUAUAUAGGAGACUACAAUUACGCAGCUUUCGAAAGACGAAAUUUUUUAGAAGAAGAUCCUCCUGCAGCUAUGGACGAAGUUCGGGAUAUAAUCCGAUCAUGGUUGUUUGGGUUGGGACCCCUCAUGCUACCGAGGCCGAAGUCAUUUUGUUUAAUUGGACCGCCCGGCUAUGGGAAGACAAUGCUUGUAGAAGCUAUUUCCAGUGAAAUAGAUGCGGUUCUCUUUGAUUUGAGUGCUUCUAAUAUCGCAUCGGUAGAUAAGGCACAGUUACCAAUGGUCAUACAAAUGGUAUUGAAAUUGGCACGCAUUUUACAACCAACCGUUAUCCACAUCGAUCAAGCACACAAAUUAUUUUACAAAAAGAUCCCUCCAGAUGAAAGCUCUAUGGAACCAACGAAGCUUGGAAAGCUCUUAUUCAAAAAACUAGUAAAACAGAUAAAAAACGAUGAGAAGAUUUUACUAGUUGGAACAUCUAGUCAACCGUGGACAGCCAAAGUUGGAAAGUUCAAAAAGUGUUUCGAAAAAUUUCUCAUAAUCCCCAAAACGGAUUAUGGUACAACGCAACAACUUUGGAAGUACGCUUUGAGCAAGAAGCCCGGCGUUAGCAAAGAUUUUGAUUUAUCUCCAUUGUCUUUGGUUACGAAAGGCUAUUCUCCAAAGCAAAUAUUUGAUUGUGUUAACCAAUCUCUGGGGAUCAGAAGACGGAUGAGACUCGAAAGAGAACCGUUGACAGCGAGUGAACUACUAGAUUAUUUUCUUCAGAAGCAACCUGCCGAGUACCCUAUUACAGACAAGGAAUAUGGCAAAUACCUCAAUUUCCAGCGGAAAGUGGAUAAAAUGGCCAAGAAGCGUGCCAAAAUGGUUAAAAUUCGCGAGGAAGAACGUGCUAAGCAGAAGGCAAUGGCUGAAAAGAAGAAGAAAAAGUAAAUCAAUCAUGUGAAACUACCUAAACAUAUGGGAAA